GGUUAUGACAUAUUGUAUUGUAUUGUGAUCUAUUUACUACAACAAGGAAAUUAUCAAUUUAUGAAUGGGGCUUUUUGUCCCCUCAAUUGGCAAUAAUUCGCGUGGUUAUAUUUUUAACACAUCGUGGUUAAACAUUCUAUAGAAGACAAAUUAUGAACAAGAAAGAUAUUCAAUUGAGUAAGCUAUUAUCUUGGAUUCUCAGACACGGUGCUAACAAAGAGGGACUUAGCAUAAGUUCCGAAGGAUACAUCUCUGUCAGUGAUCUAUUGAGGCACAAAUCAUUCCAUACAUACAGCCAAGCAGAUAUUGUGCGAGUGGUCAAAAAUAAUGAUAAACAAAGAUUUAGAUUGAAAUUAAAUAAUAGUUCUAAUGACUGGGAAAUUAAAGCUAAUCAAGGGCAUACUAUAAAAGAAAUAAGUAAUGAAGAACUGACUCCAAUAUUGGAACCAAAAUAUUCCACAAUUGUCCAUGGAACAUAUUUGAAAGCCUGGCCGCAAAUAAAAUCUCAAGGGUUACAUCACAUGCAAAGAAAGCACAUACAUUUAGCGAAAGGUGUAAUCGGCGAUCCUAAUGUUAUAAGUGGACUGCGUAAAAACGCACAAGUACUAAUAUAUAUUGAUUUGGCCAAUGCACUGAAUGACGGGAUUAAAUUUUAUGAAUCGGAGAAUGGUGUUAUUUUAACAGAGGGUGAUGCUAGUGGUUAUUUGAAACCUAACUACUUUAUUGAAGCCAUCAAAAUCCCAUGUGGCUACCCUCCAUACACAAGGAUAGAUGACCUCAAAGAGGCGUUUGCAGACUACAAAGUGAAACACAUAAAAACAAUGAAAAAUUUCGCAAUCAUAUCAAUGGCGGACGCUCAGAGCUCACAGGACGCGAUCGCUAAUUCAGAUAAAAUAUGUGUUUACGGCGAGUUUCUAUCUGUCAAACCCUUCUCGGAGCAAGAUCUGCAACGGAAUAGGAGGGUGUUCGUGAAAAGCAAAGAGAAAAACGUUAUAAUCGAGCCGUCAAAGAUAGAACUGUCCGGUGACUUCCUGCAGCAGUUGGACCAGGUGCUGGCUGCCGUUCGGCUCACCAAGGAGGAGGUCACCAGGAUAUCCAAGUUAUACAGCGAUUUGCAGAGCGUUCUUAGCUCCAUAUGGCCGGGAUGUCACGCGUACCCCUUCGGCUCGAUAACCACCGGGCUCGGCAUCAAGACGAGCGACGCGGAUUGCUUCGUGGACCUGCCCAUACAGUUCAAGUACACCAACAUGAACCACGUCAACAAGGCCAAGAGAAUACUGCAGCAGUACCCGCAAAUCUUCACGGAGAUAUACUCCAUACCGAACGCUCACACGCCCAUCGUGAAAUUCUUCUACAAGCCCACGGAGACCAACUGCGACGUGUCCUUCAAGACGCUCCUCGGGGUACGGAACAGCAAGCUCAUCGCGUUCCUGCUGCACGCCGACCCGCGGCUGCUCCCCGCGGCCGUGCUCGUCAAGUACUGGGCCAAGGUGCACGGCUUCUCCGGCAGCGGCAGGCUCACCAACUACGCGCUCACCAUGCUGCUCAUCUUCUACCUCCAGCAGAAGCCCGUCUCCAUCCUCCCCUCGGUCGCCUGGCUGCAGAGAGACUCCUCGAAAGACCUCAUCGUCGACGAAUGGAACACGGGCUUCGUGGACCGCCACGACUUGCUGCCUAAGGUGGAGAACGAGUCGCCCAUCUCGGAGAUCAUCGGCGGCUUCUUCGAGUACUACGCGACUUUCAACUUCGACGAGAUGGUCGUGUGCCCGUUCCUCGGCUACCCGAUAAAGAAGGCCGCCUUCGCGGACCUGGACACCCUGCCGGAGGAGUUGAGCCGGUACAAGAGUAACUUGAUCGCCAAAACGGUGCUGCCGAUGAAGUUCACGACGUCCAUGUGCGUGCAGGACCCGCUCGAGCUGUGCCACAACGUCGCGUCGUCGGUGGGCUCGCGCCUGGCCGUGGAGAUCAAGGCGUACUUCAAACUCGCCGCCGCGACGUACCAGAGGGAGAAAAGCUCGGGCUGCGUCAACCUGCUGCGGGGCGUGCUGCUGGAGAAGCCCCCGGAGCCCCCGGGCGCCGCCCGCACGGAGUACCGCGCCAACGUGCACGCCAAGGAACUGGACCGGAUCCCCGACGACGAGUGGAAGAGCGUCAUCCGGAACGUGCUCAAGGUUAUGUUCGAGCAGAUCUGCCACGCGCCGCUGGAGCCGGUGGAGACCAAGCACGAGGGGAACAGGCACGUGGAGCUGUACGCCAGUGACGUGAAGAAGGCCGUGUGGAAGCGUAAGCGGUUCACGCGGCUGUACGGUCACAUGCCGGGCAGCUUCCUGGACAAGCAGAUCCGAAUCUCGCAGGAGAUCUUGGCCACAGACCGCGAGCUGCACGACCUGCGCGUGGCGCUCAGCGUCAGCUUCCCGCGCGAAACGCGCAACGCCGCACUUCAGCUGCGAUAUCUGGACGGAGACAAGACCACCUUCCAGGAGUUCGGCAAGUUCUUCAUCAUCAUGGUCAAGGGCUGGUUCUUUGUGCUCAUGCGCCCCUUCCUCAAGGCGAAAAAAACAAACGGAGCCGUCGCGGACGACCCCCAACAGGACAAGGACGCCGAAAUUGAAGAAAAAAUCGAUUUAACCAACGGUCUACUCAAAGAAGGCGAUUUAAACGGCUCAGAAGUUGUGACGAGUGUCGUAGAGAAUGAAACGGAAGCGAGCGACAACCCGUGAUUUAUAUACAUUGUUAUUUUUCUACGCGAGUUUUAGUGAAAUCGAAAGUUUAUUGAUCAUGAUACGGAAUAGAUUAUAUGUAGUUGUUAAGAAUUCGAGGGCCGUUUCGGAUAAAUGGUAUUAAAACACGUUUAAAUUUGUUACCGCAGUGUCGUUGUACGCCGUAAUGAUGACGUUGUGUUAUAGAGUAUACAUUCGUUAUACCUAGAAGCAUGGAAUUUGUUGGAAUAG
Messenger RNA from Colias croceus (clouded yellow), 2951 nucleotides. RefSeq names its product speckle targeted PIP5K1A-regulated poly(A) polymerase-like. Gene Ontology annotation, molecular function: RNA binding; tRNA 2'-phosphotransferase activity; poly(A) RNA polymerase activity. Gene Ontology annotation, biological process: tRNA splicing, via endonucleolytic cleavage and ligation; mRNA 3'-end processing; mitochondrial mRNA polyadenylation. The coding region runs from base 153 to 2720 and encodes 855 amino acids. Lineage: Eukaryota; Metazoa; Arthropoda; Insecta; Lepidoptera; Pieridae. The record is from RefSeq and is a predicted model, not a curated record. The transcript is spliced from 7 exons.